GGCAUUGUCCAAAAGCCCCCAUUAAAGUUUUGCCAUUCGCCAACUUAGCUUUCAAAAUCCAACCCCCAAAUUUUGAAAACGCAUUAUAAAUAAUCCAAUCCAAUCCAAAUUCCACAAAUUUUGGAAACCCAUAUCUUCAAUUCGCAAUCCAAUUGGCGAGAAGAAGAUGAUGAGCUUGUGAUAACCCGAUUAGGGUUUUAGCGACUUCGAUAAUCCAAUGCGGUUGUUCCCUUUGAACUCGAGCCCGAGCUCGAGCUCUAGCUCUAGCGUAGAGAAGGAGCAGCAGACUGAUCGGAAAAGGACUCGCGCCCAUUUGUACCUCAAUGUCUACGAUCUCACCCCUGUAAAUAACUAUCUUUACUGGUUCGGAUUUGGGGUCUUCCACUCUGGCAUCGAAGUGCAUGGCAUGGAGUAUGGCUUUGGAGCCCAUGAGUAUCCUAGCAGUGGAGUUUUUGAGGUCGAACCAAGAAGUUGCCCUGGCUUCAUAUUCAGAAGGUCUGUCCUGCUGGGCAGCACUGAUAUGUCUCGUACAGAAUUACGCUCAUUUAUGGAACAGCUUUCUGGAAAGUAUCAUGGCGAUACCUAUCAUUUAAUUGCCAAGAAUUGCAACCAUUUCACUGAUGAAGUCUGUUUGCGGCUAACUGGAAAACCUAUCCCUGGAUGGGUAAACCGGCUGGCACGAGUAGUUUCAGGUUCCUUCUGUAAUUGUCUUCUGCCAGAAAACAUUCAAUUAUCAGCAGUCAGACAUCUUCCUGAUCAUCCGCCAUAUUCUGAAGAUGAUGAUGAUGAUGGAUCAGAGUCAAUUGCUUCAUCUGGAACAGGAAGUGAUGAGGAUUCAAAUCAUCACCUGCUGAAUGCACCAAUCGGGGAUGUAGCUUUCGUGAAGGAAACACCAGUAAGGUUAGCAAGGGAGCUCAUGUAACUCCCAUCGUUAUUUGUGUGGCAUGUCUCUUUGUGUGCCCUUGUAGUCUAUGAUUCUAAAUGUACCACUAAAACAUGUCUCAUUUAUUUGAGCAUUCCCAAUCUCAGGGAUAGUUCCUUGAUUCUUAUAAAAAAAAAAAGGGCGAUAGUUUGCUUGAUGGUGCUCGAGAUUUUCUGCUGCCUGUAUUGUUCUGAAAUAUAUGUGAAUGCUCCAACUUAUAUCCAAACUACCAUGCAUUAUUAUGCAGUUGUUGCAUUAUCA
This is a messenger RNA of Rosa chinensis, 1183 nucleotides long. RefSeq names its product deSI-like protein At4g17486. The coding region runs from base 218 to 922 and encodes 234 amino acids. Gene Ontology annotation, biological process: protein deubiquitination. NCBI's taxonomy places the organism in Eukaryota, Viridiplantae, Streptophyta, Magnoliopsida, Rosales, Rosaceae. Gene Ontology annotation, molecular function: deubiquitinase activity. The transcript is spliced from 4 exons. The record is from RefSeq and is a predicted model, not a curated record.